AUGACCAUCUACUGUUUGGAUAAGCUUUUAAUAAAAUUAGCAGAUAAACAAGACCGAAGUUUAAAGGAAAUUGCCAAGUUAAGAGCUAUCACAGCUUUACUUCAAUCAAGACAUGAUGAAUCAAUAAUUGGGUCUGACAACGAAACCAAUGACCUUAAAAACUCACAUCGGAUUCAUUUAGGGAAAUCGACACUAUCAAUCCUACCUGAAUUAGCCAAAACGUUGGAUUCAAUCGUUAAUGAAAUGAAUUAUAGCAUGAAACAAGUUUCUGUUAAUAUUAAUGAUCUGCCUAAAUCUAGUACUGCAGCUGCUGGUCUUCUUAUCACAAGUAUGACUGUUAAUCCAUCAUGUCCAUCUACAUUUGUUAUAUGUGGUCUAUGGGAAUGUAUUGUGAUGAGUCUGUCAUCUGUGGGUCAAGUAUGUGGACGUAUUUCAGUGACACCGGUGGUAGGAACAAGACGAGAGCAAAUUAUCAAAGCUUUUUGGUUGCCUAAUUCCAUCAAGCUAAUGGCUAUACUUACUGAUCAAUCUGUUCAAAUAUUCGAUAUAUUUGAUAAUCCAAAUAAACCGAAAUAUCAUUUUAAACCAGUUGAUGGAAGCUUUUGUGAUGCAACAUUUAUACACUUACCACAAUCUGCGCUAGAUCAUCAAAAUAUGAAAAAGCAACAACAUAUUAAUCAUGAUGAUGAUAAUAAUGAUAAUGACAAUGAUUAUAAUGUUGGUUUUGCAACUAUGGUGAACGAUAAUCCAGUUGAAUGGGAUAUUCACCUUUUAGUUAUGGCUAAUAUGGGAUCUAUUUUACAUCAGAAACUGGGUCCUGAUUGCUUAUCAUCGCUGGGUCCGUUCUUUUUAGCUGAAUCUUUGGAAUGGGAUGUUGCAAGUUUAAACAAAAGCAAUACAACAUCAGAUGAUGACUUUGGUCUAAUUCCAGAGUUAACACGGGAUCGAUUAACCGGUGUCCUAGGCGGUGGUGGAGUUAGCCUACAGUAUAUCAGUUCUUUAGGUCUUUUACUGCAUGCUUAUCAAUCUGGACAUUCUGUCGCGAGCGGUAUUGAUUUAUUCAAUACAAUGAAUGCAUCUUCUUCUUCUCAAUCUCAAGAUGAAAAUAAAUUAUGCAUAACACAUUCUUUUCUACUGGCAACUGGUCCAAGAGAGACGAAUGUAUCAAGCGGUACUGCUGGUUCUCUAGCCAAACUGUUGAGGGGUUCGUCUAUGAUAUCUCCCGAAAAUUCGCAUGUCGAUCCAGAAAAACUGGUAAUCCCAUUAAUUUUGGCAAGUCACCCUAUUACUGCCUCUGCUGUGACCACUUCUGAGACAUCUCCUCGAGCAACCGGUAAACAACUCUCGACUCAGUCCAGUCGAAAAACGGUUAUUCCCAGUAUUGGUCCACUAUUUCGUUGGACUGAAGUUAUGGGUAAUCAUCCAGGUCUAGUGAGUGCAGUCUCCAAAGCUAAUUUCAUGUAUCCACCUAAUUCUCAACAUCAAUCUUUCCUAAUGGCUUUUGAGCCUGAUCAAGUCUGGGUACAACACUUAUCUAUUCACCGGAAUUCACGUCUGUUUAAUGCGAAUAACUCACCUGUAACCAAGUUGAAAACACCUACGGCUAUUUCUAAUUUCACCAAGACCACCACCACUACCACUUCGAAUACAAAUACUUCUAAUUUAAGCGGGGCUGUUAAAGUUAGUACGUCAGAGAAACCUAGUACAGGACAAUCUGUUUCUACUUCAACGCAGUUGGUUGAUUCAUUCUCGUUCCACUGGUUUGGCUCUCCAGGAUAUUUGAGUCGUACUAUGACAUUUUUACUAACAUCAGAUGGAACCUUGUUCGCUAGUGCUUCUGUCCCUAGAUCUUCUAUAUAUACACUACAGACUAAGAAUUGUAAUGAAUUUGGUGAAGUGGGACCAAAUUAUGAGCUGUCUGUACUGCCUGGACAAUAUUGGCUUCAGAAAGAUUUUAGCAAGAAAGUUAUAGCCUCAUCUAGUCAUUUAAUGGGAUUUUGUUGUCCAGAAUUCCUUGGUUCUCUUUCAGUUAACUCUCUAGUGCACAAUUUACCAAAAGGCGCUUUAUGGGACUUGGCAACAAUUUCAACAGACCAUUUCACUGAAGAUACUAAGCAUUCUAGUAUAAACCAAAAGGAGGCACAUUAUACAGGAAAGCAAUCGUUAAGUAUAUCAACUGAAAAUACAAUUGAACUAUUACAAAAACGUUUGAUUCAAUCACCUGCAUACGGUACCUUACCUGUUGACUUCUUUGAGUAUGUUACUGAAACCGAUGAAGUUGAUUUUGGUGGUCCAGAUCUUCUACAGUUUUAUAAUUAUGAACAACUUAGACGUCGGUUAACAUUACCUGGCAAUCCUGUCACAGGUGCUGGCACUUGUAAUUAUAACACUUCUAGCGGUGUAAAACGUCGAGAGGAUAAACAUGUCGGAUCGAAAGUAACAUCUACAACAACAUCAAGUGGAUUAACAAGUGGUAAAUCGAAAGAUAUAACGGCAACUAUGGGACAACAGCAUAUUGCUUUUAUAAUUGAUAUUUGUAAUCGUCGAAAAGAUACUGUACUGGCUGGUUUACGUGUUACACUACCGGCACCAACAGAUGAGAAUGCAAGUAGAUGGCCGAGAUUUUUCAAGUUGUUCGACAGAACCAUACUUGUCCCUCCUCCCUAUCCAGGAGUGACUUCACCUCGUACUAUUGAUCUACCGUUAUAUCGUUGUGAAAUGCUUCAAUCUGACGGAUUGUUAAAGCUGUAUGUCGGCACAAGCGAUGAUCCUGAAGAUAUGACUAGCAUAGAUUGUAUCAUGGUUUACUGUAUUACGCGUGAGAUGCUUUCAUUGUUGCAACAAUAUGAUACUCAUGAUAUAUUCGAUCAACAAAGUGUAAUCAAAUCGAGUUCUUCCUCGGGUAAAAAUAAAUCACGAUUAUCAACCAGCAAUAAUCAGUAUAACAAUACAAUUAAAGGUCCAAUGGAUUUGUUCGUUUUAAGAGAUAAUCGUUCCACUAGUACUAAUGCUGAUAAUAUUCGCUUAAAUGAAAAUGGCAAUAAUAAUGACAAUGAAGAUGCGGAUCACUUUGAGAAUCCAGAAGAUUUCUCCAAAAUGUAUUUUAAUGCUUCUGAGCAAUCAUUGGCUUUCAGACUUGAUCGUUUGUUCAGUACAGGCUUUGUUACAGAAUUAAUUCCUAAUGACAAAAUAACCAGUAAGACUAACACCAAAAAGUCGACACGAUCCUGUCAACCACAAUUAUCGAUUGCCAAGCCAUUUCCAUCUCCCCCAGGUGGAAUGUUUACCUCCACAAAUUCUAUCGGUUGUGCAUACCUUACUGUAUUCAAUUCUUCAUUCACGGAAUCCUCGUCUUCUAUUCCAUUGUCAUUAUUUUCUGAUUAUUGUGGUUUAACAGCUGCAAUCACUAACUUGUUAUACACAGUAGUCAAUAUAGGCAUCACUUCAAAAUCGAAAAAGCAUAGCCUAAAUAUGACUGGUGUUCACCUGCUUAUAUGCAGUUUAAGACGUACGUUAAACAAAUUGUGCGCCAGUGAUGAAUUAAAUCAGUCUCCAGAGAAUGCAAAACAAUCUCCUCUAGGUUUGGAAAUGUUACGUGCAGAAAUUAUAAAAUAUUUGGAUUAUAUCUCACCUAUUGUAUUCAAGUGUAAAGGAAUACCAACGUAUAUUCAGUCGAAUACAUUAAGCUUAGGCGUAUAUCUCUAUCAGCUAGCCUUAAUGCUUACAUGCUAUGCCGAUAUUGAACAAGUCGACAAGUUACCUGCAAAAAUUAAUUCAAUUCUCAAUCAAAUACUAUACACACCAUUCAAUGAGUCACGAAAACAACUGAUUAGUUUUCUUAUGGAAUCUUCAGCUAACAGUCGACCUCAUCAUCACUAUGAUGAUAUAAUUACAAGUCAUAAUAAUGUCUACAAAGCUCUACGAUUAAUACGUCAAUUUUCUGCACAAAUGUAUCAUUUAUUACAUAUAAGUCCAUUAGAUCUGAUUGAAUGGUUGUCAAAGCAUGAACUUAACAACAAUAAUGUAUUUCACUCGAUCCUGAAUCAUUUGUUCAACUUAUUUACAUUCAGUUUACCGAUACCUUCAAAUCCAUUCCAUUCAAUUGAUCCUGUAUGGCCUAUAAAGCUUGACAUGCUAUCAAUUUCAGUUGAACAGUAUAAUCAUCAAAGCAACUUAUAUCAUCCUGCUAUUGUGUCAACUGAUCGUUGCUGGAGUCGUAGUUACUCUCAUCAUCACCCUUUAUCACAUCAUCAUCAUGAUCAUUCAUCUUCAUCUGUCUCGGAUUCACUGCCUAAAUCGUAUUUCAAUCAUUCUAUUCAAUAUUUUAUUGCACCACUAACACGUGCAGCAUACACUCUGUUAUUGAGUUCAACUCUAAUCAACAAACACUUAAUAAAUAGUGAUAUCAAUUUAGAUGAAUUAAUUAUGACAAGUUUGAUUCAACCAACCAAAGAUGCUGAUGAUGAUAACGAAAGUAAACAAGAUAAUGUAUUAAUGAACGUGUCAACAAAUUAUGCAAAGCUUUUAAUUAAAUUAUUAACACAUUCUAAUAUCAUAGUUUCUUGUGCUACUCGUGACGCUUUAUGUCGUCUUAUUCUUCAUGCAAGACCUAAACGUCGUGUCAUUUGGUACAAAGUACAUUCUUCUAUGGAUCGUCGACAUCCUUCCUCUCUUAGAAAGUCUAGCGUUUCACGUUCUAGUGAAAAUAAAUCCUCAAAACCGGUAUCAGACAAAAGUACAAUGCAAUCAGCUGAUACUGAAUCACUGUCUGUACAAGGUUCAGACUCCAUGCAUGGACCUCAUGGUUCUAACUCAGCAACUGCAACUACUGCUUCCAGUUCUGGGCGUAGUUGUCAACCAAGGACUACACCAUAUUCUGGUCGUCGACGUCCUACACGGGAUUUUCAUCCUCUUCAAAUGAUCGAUGUUGAUGAUCAACUAAAUACACGAGAACUUACUUCUUUCUUCCACUUGGAUGAAUUUGGAAGCAAUCAUGCUGCUGCUGCAACAGCGUCUGAUAAUCGUCAAGAUACCUGUGGUCAGAGGAAUGCAAGAACCGGUGCCACUAAUCGACUGCGUAGAUCAGGUCACUUCAUGAGAAUUUCGAAUCGACCUCCUUCAGUACCGGGUGAAGGUGAAACUAGAUCCUCAAACAGUACAACAGCUUUUACUAUCUAUGAACCUAUUCAGUAUAUGGAUAUGGAGAAUGAUAUUUUAGAUUAUUAUGGUCAGUUGGAUAUGAAUUUAGACAAUGCAGACAGUCAUUUACUGUCAGAAUUUUUUGAUGUAACCGGUAGUGAUGCACCUAUUUCAUCAUUACGUGAUGACACAGAUGACGAUAUGGCAUAUCGUAUCCUACGUGUAUGCAGACGUAUUUGGGGUUCACGAAGAGUUGGUUCGACGAGACAGAUUCUUGCAGAUUCUGAAUCUGGCGGUGAAAAUGACUUCGAUGGUAGAAUUAGUUUAGCAGCUAAUGAAACUGAUGAUAUUCCAGAGACUGAACCUGAAAAUAUCGAUGGUGAAGAUGACGACGAUGAGGAGGAGGAGGAGGAUGAACACGAUGGUGACAAUGAUGAUGAUGAGAAUGAGGAUGGCGAUGAACAUCAUGAUGCAGUUUUAGAUGUAGAUAAUGAGAAAGAUAUGGAAGACGAUGACGAGGAUGAAGAAGAAGACGAAGGAGAUGAUGAAGAUAGUGAUGAUCAAUUGCAAUUGGGCAUAAGUGAAACACUGACAAGUGAGAUGGCUGUAUUGUUAGCCCAGUUAAUUGCUGAAUCUGGUCAAUCCAUCGAAAACGGUCAAGAAUCCCUGAUUGAUCAGCUAGGCAUAAGCUUUUCUGGACUCAGUAGAAGUUUUCGAAAUAGAAUACAACAACCAACUCGGAGUACAACAACAACAACUACUACUACUUCUACCACAGGAACGAGUGUAUCAGUUCCUAACUCACUAAUUUCCUCAACUGUGACAACUACAUCUUCAGAAAUUCGUGAAGCUCCUAUUAAUACAUCAGUUAGAAGUUCUGCUAAUCUUCAUUCAAGCUCGACAGGUUCUAGACAUAGUCCUUCAACUGCUCGAACAGAACCCACGCCUGUGUCAAACAGUGAUCAUGCUAGAGAGUGGGAAGGACAUGAAGAGGUGGGCGAGGAACUAAGAGACAAUGCAAGAGAACAAGAAGUUGAUACAGUGACCGAAGGUGGGGAAGAAGAAGCAGUCGAUCUGAAUCCUGAUUUGUUGGAUGUGGACGACCCACAAGGAAGAAUGGAUAUGUGGGCAUUUUCUGAUAAUCUAGAAGAAGAUGUGCUGUUCACUCUAGCCCUGCAUUUGAGUCUUCGUGAUCAAGGUGGUCCAAGUGCUAGAGAUGAUAAUGCUGAAGAAGGUAAUCACCAGUUAACUGGCGGCAGUGCUGCACAACUUCAAUCUGCCUCACAAGAGGAAAAUAUCUCCAUGCCUGGAAAUGAGAAUACUGAACAAGAAGAAUUAAACAAUGAUGACUGUGACCAACAAAAUCAUCCAGCUAACUGGUCAGAUGAAGCAGAACAUCAUUCAGACAGAAACCGUACACCAACCAAUUCUGUUUUCAUAGAAUCAUCCAGUCAACCGAUUGUUGUUACAACUUCAUCAUCAAAUUUCGAUAGUGUAAAUCGUCAGAAUGAAAGUAAUCGUGUCCGUGAUAAAAAUGACAACAUUGAUGAUGAUGAUGAUGACGACGACGAUGGUGAUGGUAAUGAUAAUGAUGUAGAAGAGGAAUUCCCUGACUUGUAUGCUUUAUUCGAUGAGACAGUAGCAUCAUCAUCGAAACCAGUGAAUGAAACACUGUUACCUACAUCUUCUAACGCUGGUAAUGAAGAGGAUUUUAGUAAUGUGAAUAUUAAAUCAGAUGAAAUGAUGACUGUAGUCAAUUAUGAAGAUAUACAUUCUAUUGGCAGUGAUAAUGGUAGUUGUUGGAGUGAUGAUAGUUCACCAGAGUCGAAUAUUCUACCUGCUUCAUAUCGUUACAAUACUACUACUACUACUGCCAUGUUCAUGGGUACUGAUAAAUGGUAUUCCAAAGGUAAUGGAGUAGAAGAUUACAGUGAACUUGAUGACGAUGAUGCUGCUGCUUCUGCUACUGCUGAUGCUGAUGACGAUGAUAAUCAUGAUGGUGGCGAUGACAACGAUGAUAAUUGUGCUUCUAGUGAUAGUUCUUUCCUUAGAUACAAUCUAAAUAUUGAUGGUUGUAAAGAUUUUAAAGAAGAUGACCCUCUUGUCAAUCCUCAAUCUCGCGAUAAUAAUGAUGAUGAUAAUGAUGGUGAUGGUGAGAAAAAUCAACAAACUAUUUUAUCUUCUUCGAUCAAACGUCUAAAGAAACUUCGUCUGAAUGCAAAAUAUCGUAAACAGAAUCUAGCUUUAUUAUUCUGUAUAAAUCUAGCCAAACAUUUAUCCCAUGAAUGGCCUAAAAUUGUUGAUCAAUUUAAGCAAUCCAUAGGUUCACUAGCCACCAUUUCACCAGGUUCAAGUCAACACUUUGUACCUGUUCUACAGUUGAUUAUCAGUCUAAUACGUAUUCUGCAUUCAAAUGCAUGCCAAUUAAAUGCUGAAAUAAUAUCAUUACAACAACACAUACUGUUACAGUCGACAAUAUCUACUGAUCAUGCUGAGAUCAGUUAUCAAGAUAAAUUUUAUUUGGAAUAUAUUAAACAAUUACUUCAGACAAUUAAAAUCUCCGUGAAACAGUUAAUUCGAGCACUUAUUCAUGGUGUACUUCAAACUGCUUCAAUUGAAGGCUAUAGUGAAGACAACAAGCCCACUGAUGAAGAUUCUGUCACAAUAAAACCAUUGAACACUGUUCAUUUGCGUGAAAAUCUUGAAAUUAUCAUUAAUUUAGAUUGUUCUUUAUCAUUAGGAUUUAUUGUGCUACAAUUGAAUGCUCUAACUGAAAUAUUUGCAUCGAUUCCAUCCUCCUCAAUGUCUUCUUCUUCUUCUACUACCAGUAAUCUGAAUAGUCCUACUUCCUUAUCUUUAAUCAAUUUAUGGUUGUAUGAUGGUAAUUAUGAGAAUAAUAAUAAUGAUAAUGUUGGUGUAGAUAACUGCAAAACGCUGAACCAACACCAACCAUUAUCACCAUCAGUAGUACCAAUAGUACAACAAGAAACCAGUUCAAAACUUUUAACUACUGCAACCACCACCACCUCAACAACAACAACAACAACGAAAACCACAAUCUCUCAGUCAAGUACAAUAUCAACUGAUGAAAAUGAACUGCGUGCUUUAUUUGAUCAAACAAUUGAAUUUUGUUUAAUCCUAAUGGAAACACUUUAUACACGUCUGCUUAAAGUACAUGAGGUGAAUAGUAGUGAGACCGCUAGAGAUGAACAAGGCGAUACAAAGCGGCCAAUGAAUUCCAGCAUAGUCAAUUAUCCAAAUGCUAUCAGUAAUCCUUUAGCCUGUGGUGUUCUACAAGGUAGUAUGUUCAGUUCACAGUAUAGUGGCGACACAUUGAUUGGUACAUCAGUUAGUGGUUUACUUAGUCAUUCACCUCUACUGAAUACAUCUCAGUGCCUUGAUCAUAUUGGUAAUCCAAUAAUGAGUCAGUUGGUUUGGUUAGCUACUAAAGCUUGCGUGAAACUGCCCAAUAUUCUCCUAUACUUUGCAUCAUCUUUAAUGAAGGAUAAAAGUGUUAGCUUACCGUCUACUAGUGGGAAAUCAACAUUCCCUCCGCAUAAAUUAUCCUAUUUAUCUAGUGAAUCAGAAGUUCGAUGGUGUUCUGUAUUGUUUAAUUAUAAAGAAUUAUUAAAUCAUCCUAAUCUAUAUCAAUCUCAAUUCACUGCAAAAACUCAAUCCAGUCAUCAAGGUAACAAUAAUCCUGAUUCUGUGAAUACAGUGAAUUCUUCAAAUCAUUUAUUCCAAUUUAUAAAUUUAGAAGGAUUUCAGCAUACUUCAAAAAUAAUUAAUCCACUUGGACGAGAAUUACAGUCUCUACUUAUAACCAUAGUCGGACCUAAAAGUUAUCGUCAUUUACAAGAUGUUCAUCGUUUGGCAAAACUGCUACAACGAAUUCGUGAUAUUUGUGUUAAUACUGGUGGCUUAGUACUUCAUGUUGAUUGUGGUUCUUCUACACAGUUCACUGUUAGUGGACAGUUUCCAUCAUCACCAUCACCAUCGUCACAUACUUCUUUAAACAAUGUCAAUAAUAUGUCACCAAGCUCAAAAGUUCAUAUAAAUCCUCCUUCUAAAACAGUUAGUACUGAUGAUCGUGGAGUAAAUUCAAGUUUCGAUUGGUGUUCACAUGAUACAGAUGCAUUUGACAGGCAAUUACGGUUACCGUAUAUAGCACAGAGAGAAAUCUUGGAGAAUGUAUCAUCGUGUUUAGUUAUUGCAGUACGCAAUAGACCUUAUUGGCAAAGAUUAUGUCUACGUUCAUCUCGUACAUUGUUGUUCUUAGUACAUGCUAGUUUGGUUCUUGAUCGAAAAAUUGCUCGUAAUAUGCUCUAUUUAAUUCAACUGGCUAUUUGUCCAACCUCAGUGGAAUCUCGCAGUCAUGGUCAAACAAAACAUUUACAUGAUGGUUUUAGGCGUUCAGCGCAUUCAAUUCAACAGACAGAAAUGAAGCUAUCACGAAUCAUUGCACGAUAUUUAAUACUUUCAAGCAAUUCGCAUACUUCUACUUAUUCUGAAACCAGUUUAGAAGAAAAUAUUCCUAUCCAUUCAGAGAAUACAGAUUUAAGCAUUUCACCGUUGUUUGUUCAAUUUAUUCGAACAUUUUUAUGCCAAUGCCCUAAAAAGUCUAUACGAGAUUCUGCUGCGCAUAUAUUGUUUGCAAUUUUCAACUGUGUAUCCCGAGAAGCUCAAUCGCAUAUUCUCAGUUUAAUUUCACUUUUAUGGUCUGAGUUAUCAACAUAUGUGCCUUACUCAAAUCAAUUUGUUCAGUUAAGUAUUCACUUAUUGAAUUCAUAUCCUACAUGGUCUGGUCGAGCACAACUUAUUGAACAAGUUAUUUGGAUUUUAAUGCAACGUCUUGAAGCUUUAAAACGUCAUCCAAACCGUACACUUUAUACAGCACUUAUGCAUUUCACUCAUUCUCAAAAAGGACUUUUACCCGGUGUGUCGAUUCCGUGUGAUUCUUCUACAAAAAGUGGAUCUUCUGAUGAAAGUAUAGAUGACAUUACAUGCUUACAAUCCACUCAUAACGAUUCAUCAACUCGGACAUGGGCUUCUGUAGCAGCACAUAAACCUGGUAGUUCUCAUGCGCCUCCAACUGGUAAUAGUGGAGGUCCUAAUGAGACGACAGAUGCUGACCAGACUGGAUCUACAGACCUCAGUCGUAACCUUUCUGUCCUCCCUACACCAUUUUCUUUAUCUAGUUCAGCCUUCACUUUUGAACUGGAACCAUGUUUGUUAUGUCAUGCAAAAGUGAUAGAUGAGCCAUUUUACGUUGUAUUUCGUUGGGAUUCUGAACCAAAUGUUCCGAGACGUUCACUUCAAUCAGUCGUAUCUACUAUCUAUAACAGUCGAUUUACACAACAGUUUCGACAGUCACCAUCAAGAAUGUCAAUGGCCCAAAACUCUUUACGAGGUACACCUCAACAAUCUAAUCUAAGCACAAGUGGAGUUGAUAUUCAAUUCACUUCAAAUACAAGUCAUACGUCUACAACACCAAACGCUUCUGGCGUAAUUCAAACCACGUUGAAUACACCUAAACCGUCAACUACACCAGUCAAUACAACAGCCACCACAAGCGCUACAACAACAAAGACAACAACAAUUAAUACUACUGCUAAUGGUGGUGGUGGGGGUCGAAGUGUUGGUGGAUCUGCGACAUCAUCAAAUAACGCCUUUUCACUUAUCGUUCCAGUUCAAUUGAAAUCACGUGCCACUUCAUCAGUUCAUAUUUUUGAUCUUGAAAGUAGUUAUUUAAUUUCACAAAUCACUGUUAAGUUCACCGUUAUAUCGAAACGUCCACGAUAUGUUCGAACUUUGAAUGUGUAUACAUGUGAUUCAACUGAUCGUGCAUCAGCAAGAUUAAUUCAUGAACCACAAUUAUGGCAACCAGUUGCAUCUGUACGCUUUAAUCGUAAUCAAACAAUGGCUAGAAUAUGCUUUUCACAUCCAUCUCCUGUGCCUACAUGGUUGACUGCAAAUCAAGACUAUGCUACAGAUAAACGAAUUUCAAUGAAUUCAAAUUUUAUUAAUGAUUCACUCAAUUUAAAACAAAGUCCUGGCCUACCGAUUCGUGCAUCACGUUUAAUCUUUGAAUAUGCAGAUUUUCAUUCUACUGGUCAAGAGGAACGUCGUGUCUGUCCACGUUGUCAUGCCUCCGACUUACAGGGCAGUACAUGUAUGAUGUGUCGUAGUAAUGUGAAUGAAUGUUUCCGUUGUCGAUCAUUAAAUUUAAGCAAUGAAGAUGUAUAUUUAUGCGCAAAUUGUGGAACAUCAAGGCAUGGUAAAAUUGAAUUCAGUAUAACUGCCAGACCAUGCUACUCGGCUAUUGAACCUCUACAUGAUCGAGAUGAUCGUGAAUCUGCCUGUGGUCGUAUUGUAACACUAUCUCGAGAGUUAAGUAAAACCUCUCGAACACUUUCCCGUCUUAUACAAGUUGAUGUAAUGGAGUGCUUAUACAGGUUAUGUUCACUAGAUACUGGUACUCUUGAUCUCAUUUCAAUGCCAGAAUCUUUUGUUAGCAAAAAUUCAAAUAGAGCCUCGAGUAGUAGUAGUACUUCAGCAGGCGGUAAAGGUCAAGCAAACUCAAAAGAUUUAUCACAGUCUACUACACAGUCCAGUUCCAAUUAUACCAACUGUGUUAAUCCAGCAAUAAUACGUCUAAUUAAUACUGCGCUAAAAGCAAGAUGCUUAAGCUUGGAUGCAGCUAUAACAGCACGUCGUUUAUGGGCUGCACGUCAGUCUGUUGUCGAAUUCAAUUUAGAAGAACAACAUGAAUCUGUUGGUUGUUUCCACAAUGAAUCUCCGGGCAAUGAGAACAAACUUAUAAAUCCUGAAACUUCAAAUAUCAACUCUACUAAAACUCAAUUAAAUUAUACCGAGUUAGAUCAAAUGUUUUAUCCUUCUCUUGCUGGUUGUUAUUGGUGUCUGAUGAGUACUAUCUACCAGUGUAGUCAUUUUCUACGAUGUAUUUCCGAAUUCACUUCGUUAACUACACUGAGAAAUGUAAACAGAACGUGGAACAAUUCACACUGGUUAUUCGGUGUUACAUCUGAUGAUCAUACAUUCCGUCUGUUCAAUGCAUCAUCAUCUAAAAAUUCAUCAAAGACAGUUACUACUUCUGUGGAUAUUGUACAGAAUUUAAUUAGUGAUCUCAUUGAAUCUGGUUUAAAUAUUUAUCCUCAACAUUUACAACAAGAAUUACGUGUCCUGUUGAUAUACUUAACCAAGGAUUGUCUACCUUUGAUUUCUCAUCUUGGAGAUAUACUUAGCGAACGACUAAUUAAAACAGCUUAUACUCAUGGUGAUCAAGCCCAUCUGUUGGGACCUUUGUCAUACAAUGAUGUAUGCCUGUUACAAAGUAGUGUUGAAGCUAUCCUACCAAGAAAAUCACAUGGCCAAUUGCGCAGACAACCGAUAGAUCAUACUAUCGAGAAUUGGGAGGCAAGAAUUCGUCCUCUCUUCAAAAUUCUAUCAAAACUUUCCAAAAACAGCACUUCUGACUGGAAUCCCUCUGUUCCUGUCGUACAAAAUAUCCUGUUACCGCUUAUAGAAUCAUUGCAUGUAUUAGUUUCAUAUAAACCUAAUCCUUUUAGUUCAACACUUACAAGUCCAUCGAUUAUACGUACAAUCAGUCAGUCGACUGACAAUGCAAAUGAUGUUCAAACUGGAGCCAGCGGUGAAACUCACCAUCAUCAAUCAGUUGUUGUUGUUUCAAAUCAGCCUAAUUCAGCUAGCGGAAGUGUGAAUAUUCCACAUAUGCUACCUCAUCUACAUUCUAAACAAUUUUCACAUCUAACUGAUACAGAGUCGAUUGAUUUCCAUGCAUGGCUGUCGAAUCAACCCCAUGCUUCAUAUGUGGCUUGGAAAGAACAUAUGUCAAUAAAAAUGAAUUCUGUGUUCGCGUCAUCAUCUCAUCAGUGUGUACGCUCACCGUCUACUCAAACUGAUGAACAGAUAUCCCACUGGAAGGAUCUAGAUUUCAAACAAUCCUGUCUAGCUAUGCGUUUCGCAAGACACUGGAGAUGUAUUGUUGAAGAGAAACGGUGGGCAAGACGCUGGGGUGUAUUAACCACUAAGUCAUCUUCCAUAAAAGGCUGUUGUAUAUCGUCUGAUAGUUGGUUGACAAAAAUCCUCUUCUCACCACCAGAUUCCAAUGCACGCGGAGUAUAUGAUUGUAUGAAGCUACUGAAAGAAAUCACAACUAACUUUGUACCAAAACUGAUUUCAGAGUCGUGUAGUCAAUUGUCACUUAGUACAGAAUGUAUCAAUGCGUUGAAUAUUUUGUUCAAUAAACGUCGAUGUAUUGUACUACGAUUUCUCACUGAAAUUUGUAUUCCUCGAUUGGAUGAAUUGGCAUCAACACGUGAUGCAGCCUUAUUACUAACUGAUGGUGGUAGUGUGCCAACGACUUCAACUUCAUCAUCCACAACAGCAACGACAACAACCACCCAAACAGCAUCUUCAUCAUCAUCAAAGAAUGGUACAACACCUUCUGUUCCAACGGCUGGAGAUAUUUUUGUUACAGAAUUUUAUCACUUAGCUACAUCGUCCACAAUUUCAUCAGAACAGUCUUCUAAAGAAAGUCAGCAAAAACUUACGCAUGCAUCUGCUAAAACAGCAACAAGUGCUACUGGUCAGAAUACAACAAUUUCUAUUUCAAAAUCACCAUUUAUUCCUUAUUUAUUAAUUAAAGGGAACUUUUUAGGUUAUGUCAGAAUUUUAGUUCGAAAGCUGUUAUCACAAAUAACUUGUAUUGAAUCUGCACGUAUUCAACAUUGGAAUGAGUUGAUGGCUGCUACACUAAGCCCCAUAAGUGGUUCUGGUGCAUGUAAUGGAGGUGCUCCGGGUUACGCGAUAGCCUUAGUUGCUGAACUGCUGAACGUACUUAAACCACUUAAACAGUUGACAAGAUCACAACAAAAUCUGUUACUGCGUAUUCUGUUACCAGCAUGUGCUCAAUUAAGAUAUUUAAUAUUUCAACGCGCUGAUUGUACUGUUAAAGCACAGACUAUAUUCGAUUCUAUGCUAGCUGAAUUGACUGGUGUUUCCGGUGCACAAAUUAAAGAAUUUCUAUCCACUGUGUUAGAUGUCCUAGCUGAAUAUCCAAUUGAUGAUCAUCGAUCUGGAACUUAUUUGUUACAAAGAUUGUGUACUCCUGUCUGUCCAUUGCACACUGAUCAGUCUGUUUUCCAGAUUAAAUUAGAAGUAUGGCGUCCACAUGAAGAUUAUCUAUUGGCUAGAUCAAGAAUUGAAAUUUUACCUUCUGAUACACGAGGUUUAGGUCCACGUAUACACAAUCUCAUACAUUUCAUCUGUGAUGCUAACAAUUUGACCACAGAUAUGCGAUUGGAAAUUGUAUGUGAAGGACAGAUUUUAAUGCCUCAAUUACGUCUACACGAUGUGUACAACCAAAUAUGGUGUGCUAAUAAAAACAAUAUAAAUAAACCUAUGCGUUUACGAUAUCGUAUACCUGGCUUGGAAGCAGAUAAUCUUCCCUACGUUGAAAAUUUAUCCUCAGAACAAAUUCCACCAGAACAAUUUUCACAUAUAUCUGUGCUGGCUACACAUCCUCAUGGAUUAGGCGAUUUAUUAAAACGAUUGGCUAGUUCACGAAAUGCCAUCUACAAUCUUGAUUUAAUCGAUGUUAUAGACAUAAGAGCUGUACCUAGAUUGCUGUAUACGCUAAUUAUAUGCUUGCAAUCAAGACAACUGAAAUCGAUCACUAAUACUCAACAACAACAACAACCACAAUCUCAACAGUCGAUUGAUGUUCUCGAAGAUAUUACAAAACGUUUAAUUGCAGUAUUCAAAACAAUCCUUGAAUUAGUUGACGGAGAGUGGAAUUCUGCUGGUUCAUCUCAGUCAGAUCUGAAUUCAGUGAAAUUCCUGUUGAAUUUCAUCAAUACUCAACCAGCUUUACCAAAUAUCAGCUUAGAUGUAGCACGUCUACUCGGUUUAAUGACAUUUUCAAAUGAAAAGAUAAUGGAUGUGAUAAUUGACUUCUUGAAAGUAAAUUUAAAUCAAUUAAAACCAUCAGCUCAAUUCAGUCCAAGUGAAAUAGCUUUAUUAGAUUGUUGUUGUGCUUUAUUAUUUGCUAUACCAGAGCAUAGUCGUAAUGGUGUAUUAUUUAGACAGAGAGUGAAACAGAAUGCAAUGCUUUUACAGAUUAGUCUACAAUUCCUCUGGGCUACAUGUCCAUUAGCCUGUAUUACUGGUCAAACUGAAGAGUCAUCUACUCCAACGACAACGGCAACCACUGCUUCAAUAUUUAAUACAAGUGAUCCUGAAAUUGUUAAAUUUCUAUCUGAACCAUCAUUACCGUAUAUUUUACAAUUGAUGCAUGUCUCUGUGGAUGGUGAUCAGGUUGAAACUAUUCUAAAUCAACCUGAGGAUAAGGUUGAAACAGGCAAGACACGAAUUGAAGCCAGCCAGCUACUGCAUUUAUUCCAUCAAUUGGAAACGAGUAAAUCAUCUGGACGUGUUGGUCUAUUGGCUGAAGACAUGUUAAAUGAUUGGGUUAGUAAAGAAGAUAACAACCGUACAACUACUGUCCAGUCUACAGGAAAUCGUACAGUUGGUCAAGUUAUUCAUAAUCUACGCGAAGCAACAAUACGACGUGCUAGAUCAAUAGCACAAAAUAUGCGUCAAAAGCGUUUACGUAGUCUUAAUAUGCGUGUUAAUGAAAAAGGCCAAGUUGCUAUGGUGGAGACAGAUCGAUUGAAUAAAAUGACUGCUGUUGUUCAAGAAGAAACAGGUCUAUCCUGUGUUAUAUGCCAUGAAGGACAACGUAUUGCUCCGAAUGAACCAUUGGGUAUUUAUGUCUACGUUCGUCGAUGUACACUAGAAGAGAAUCUCUGUAUGACUGGUUGUGAUUCGCCCAGUGGUAAUAAUCCACCACAGAAUAUACCUGAUGGUUAUUCAACUUUGUCAAAUUUUGUUAUUGUACAUUUUUCAUGUCAUACAAAAUCAUUUAGAGCCUCAUCAGAAAAUGAAUGGGUAGUAGCUCAACGCCAUAAUUGGGAUGUUGGUUGUAAUAAUAUCCUGCCUAUACUAAAUCCACCAAUUAGUAUUAGUACAACUUCGAGUACUGAUAGUACAUCAGUGGACAAUAAAACUGCCUCGAAGUCUACACAACAACAAUCACCAGAUACAGUAUAUAGUGGCCAUUUAGCUAACUUUAUGGAAUUCAUUAUGCACAAACUUAAUAUUUGUCCUGGUUACGUAAUGGCUCUACAUGAUAUCAAACUGUUACUGUUGCGUUUUGCAUGUAACAAGACAUUCACUGUUGAAACUGGUGGCGGUGGAAAAGAAAGCAAUAUGCAGUUGUUGCCACAUUUAAUGCAAGUCUAUUUACACACAUUACUGAUGAGUUCCCAAGUUGAUCAAGAACUAGAAGCUUUGAAACAGUUUACUGAAGUGUCUGGAACUUAUUGGAUCAAAUCAGAUAAAUGUUGGAUUACAACAGGACCAUUGUAUCGUAUAGUCGCAGCCUUACACUUAUGGUCAUGUGAUGAAUGGUUAAAGAAUAGAGUAAUUCUAUUACAAAGUCUUUUGUAUAUGGCUGUGGGACGGUUAAGCAAUCCAACCAGUUCUAAUGAAGUCAGCGUCACAUCAGACAGUAGUAAUACUGACAGUCGAUUUACAAUGAUUAAACCGUAUUUAGUUUAUUUCGGUCUUAUUGAUUCAAUGUAUGAAUAUUUAUUCAAAAAUGUCCAGUUGACUGUUGUACCAGAGGUUAAAUCAAAGUCCAGUAGUAGUACGUCGACAUCACAGACACCGUCAUGGGCAGCUUCUUUAUCACACUAUAUUCGAACAUCAGAUGAAGCUUUAAUGAUUGCAGCUCCAAAGUUACUCGCCUAUUUCGAAGAGAAUCUAUUGACAAUUGCAAGUAUAGAAGAAUUUCUAGAUGUUAUGGGUUUAUUGGGAAGUGUCACAACUGAAGAAUUGGAGAACAUAAUUAACAACGCUUCGAUUAAUCAAUGA
Messenger RNA from Trichobilharzia regenti, 17118 nucleotides. NCBI's taxonomy places the organism in Eukaryota, Metazoa, Platyhelminthes, Trematoda, Strigeidida, Schistosomatidae. The record is from the annotation of a GenBank genome assembly.